Molecule: messenger RNA, 10949 nt
Organism: Myxocyprinus asiaticus (Chinese sucker)
Lineage: Eukaryota; Metazoa; Chordata; Actinopteri; Cypriniformes; Catostomidae
Product: gastrula zinc finger protein XlCGF57.1-like
Exons: 3
Coding region: 153-1421 (422 amino acids)
Biological process (GO): regulation of transcription by RNA polymerase II
Molecular function (GO): DNA-binding transcription factor activity; RNA polymerase II cis-regulatory region sequence-specific DNA binding
Source: RefSeq, a predicted model, not a curated record
UCUGCUAAAUAAUCUCUGGCAUACUGCUGUAAAACAGUUUCAAGUACAUAAUGCAUUUAAAGUGAGACAACAGGGUUGAUUAAUCAGAUGUAGGUAUUAGUUCUCAAACGCAUCAACACUUCAGUCCAGCAGGUGGCGAGAAAGCGCCAGAAAUGGUUUUGCAAACCACCAGAAAACACAAGAAGAACUCCUUUCGAGCGAUCAGUUUGAUGUUCAUCAUGAGAGAGCGGAUGGAUGUGAUCCACGCUGGAGAACAGCAGAUGCUGCAGAUACCAGUGAAGAUGUGUUCAGUGAAGCUGCUGGACUGCAGGAACCUGAUAAAGAUGAGAGGAGAAAUCAAAGUAGAGGAACAACAGAGUGAUGAUGAUGAUGAUGAAAUCAAAGCAGAGAAACAACAGAGUGAGGAAGAUGAUGAUGAUUUUUUUCCUUCAGAGCUGAUGGAAGUGAAAGUGGAAAGUCAAGAACUGAAUGAAGUGGAGGAGAAACAUCAUGAUUUCAUAACUGGAGAAAAAUCUUUGAGUUGCUCAAAGACUGAAAAUAAUUUAUCUACAGAAAAUCCUCAAAGAAAAGCAGACAAGAAAUCUCUUACCUGCUCUCAGUGUGAAAAGAAUUUCACAUCUAAAGGAGAUCUUAAUGUACACAUGAGAAUUCACACUGGAGAGAAGCCUUACACAUGCUAUCAGUGUGGAAAAGGUUUCCUAGAUAAAGGAAACCUUAAUAAACACAUAAGGAUUCACACCGGAGAGAGGCCUUACACAUGCCAUCAGUGUGGGAAACGUUUCAUACAUAAAGGAAACCUUAAUUAUCACGGAAGGAUUCACACUGGAGAGACACCUUACACGUGCCAUCAGUGUGGAAAAGGUUUCAAAAGUAAAGGAAACCUUAAGUCACAUACAAGAGUUCACACUGGAGAGAAGCCUUACAUAUGCCAUCAGUGUGGAAAAGGUUUCAAAAGUAAAGGAAACCUUAAGUCACACACAAAAGUUCACACUGGAGAGAAGCCUUACACAUGCCAUCAGUGUGGAAAGGGUUUCAUAGAUAAAGGAAACCUUAAUUAUCACAUAAGGAUUCAUACUGGAGAGACGCCUUACACGUGUCAUCAGUGUGGAAAAGGUUUCAAAAAUAAAGGAAACCUUAAGUCGCACACAAAAGUUCACACUGGAGAGAAGCCUUACACAUGCCAUCAGUGUGGAAAAGGUUUCAUAGAUAAAGGAAACCUUAAUUAUCACAUAAGGAUUCACACUGGAGAGAUUCCUUACAUGUGCCAUCAGUGUGGAAAAGGUUUCAAAAGUAAAGGAAACCUUAAGUCACACACAAGAGUCCACACUGGAGAGAAGCCUUAUACAUGCCAACAGUGUGGAAAAGGUUUUAAAAGUAAAGGAAACCUUAAUUGUCACGUAAGGAUUCACACUGGAGAGUAGGGAUGCUGCAGAGUGAGUUUUUGACGGUUAGAAAAAGUUGCGGAUAACCGUUUUUAUGAUUAUUUGAUAAUUUACUUAUUAUGCAUCAGCACUGAUGCAAUAAAUGCAUAUCAUACCACAAUUGAACGUCUUAGUGGACGUAUUUCUGGGGGAUAUGGAUGCUAAGGGCAGCCAUACAAUAUGAAAACUGAUAAAUACACAAAAAAUUGGAGCGUCUGUUAUUAUAUACCUCCUAUCUAGGGCACAACACCUCUUAUGCGCAUCCCAAGCUCAGUAAUGUGCUUCAAUGUAACCAGAGUGCUUCAAAAGUGCAUAACUGUAAGAUUAUUUUGGAUGCACAACAUGUGGACUGUCUGAUCAUGAAUAAAAUUUACAUUUAUUGUUGAAUGCGGUGAAUUUGUACAGAAGCAAUGCAUUAAAUAAUGAGGAAGAUUUAAGAUGCAACUUUUCAAAGUUUACUCACUGAUAGUAACUACACGCAAUGCACCGUGUGCUGUCAGCACACUUAAACAUUACAAAGUUGCAUCUUUUAAUUCAGCACUUUAAAAUUAACACAGCUAAAAAUAUUGAACUUACUAGUUUGUGGGAGUCACGUGGCACCAUGCGAGGGUUGGUUGCUUGAAAAAUGAGCAAUCACAGGCCUGUGGGGACAUUAAAAAACACUUACGCUCGCACAACGUCAGACGCCUCACAGAAUCAAGAUGGCAGAGGUCCAGUCGAUAGUGACAGCAGCGAGCUUCAUGACGUAGGUAGGGAUAUCUUGAACAUUUAUGCAACGCUGAUGAAAAUCUCUAAUGACAUGAAGAGCCUCACAGAAAUACGUUGAGCAUUCACAUCUAUGGAGGCAAAACUUUCCACCCUGAUCACAGAAUGGAUGAUGUUGAAAAACGGGUCGGCCGAAAGAGAGCUACCCCGCCUGCUUCCAAGGCUGAUGUGGAAUGCGUGUGGGAAAAACUAGAGGAUAUGGAAAAUCGGAGUAAGCGUAAUAAUGUUUGUAUCGUUGGAAUCCCCGAUGGAAAGGAAGGUCAGGAUAUGGUGAAGUUUUUGGAUGGACUUAUUCCGAAUUUGAUCGACAGCUCGAGAUAGAGCACGCCCACAGAGUUUACUGUCAGCUUUCUGCUGCGGGUGACAGACCCCGAUCUAUCCAGGCAAGAUUCUUGCGGUCGGCUGACAGAGACUUUGUUUUACGAGUGGCAAGGAAUAAAUGCAAAUUGUGCUGGGAGGACCACAACAACAUGGUUUUUCUGGACUUUGUGUAAAAAAAAAAAAAGUGUGUAAAAAAAAUUGCUGCACCAAUAGAAGUUAAGCUUCGCACUGCUCUAUCCGGCUAAGCUGAGAAUUGAUGGCAAGGAUGGGCGUAAGACUUUAACAUGCCCACGACAAGCUAUGGCCUUUAUUAAAUCAAUGAAGUGAGUGGGUAACUUUGCCUGCACUCGAUCACCAGUACAGACUACACAUCGUGCAUUUUACUGAUGCAGCCAGAGAGGGUUUUUUGCUCUGUUGUCUGCCCACUGGCCUCCUGCCUGACUCUUUUGUUUCCUUUCAGUUUUUUUUUCUCCCUUUGUUAACUUGCUGUAGAGCUCAUUUGCUCAUGUUGUAGGUGCGAUGUUAUUGUUUACUGGGGCCUAUUUUUUAUUUUUUUAUUUUAUUGAAAAUAUUUAUGUACAAUUGAAUGGCACGGUUUAUGUAAAGAAAAAAGGGAAAAAACAACAAAACAAAAAAAUUAUAUAUAUAUAUACAUAUGUAAAAAUCACCAGACUUGAGUAAUCUGGUAGCAAUAGUGUCGUGGAAAUUCUUGUGAGCGUGCAUGGACUGUUGGAUUUCAGAGCGAUGGACACCAGUUGGGACUGUUAUGCACGAGUUUGAAGCGCAUUUUCUUUCUGUUCUGAAAGGAUUAAGGAUGUUAUGGUUACAGUUGGAGAUUGGUCUAUAUAAUUAAUAAUAUAAUAAUAUAUAAAGACACCUGGCCUAUUGGUCUCUUCCAUCUGAGAGAGCCCCUCCCUGGUACAACAAUGAAGAAGCGGUCUCUGCCCCAAUUUUACCAUUGCAAAGUCUUUCUAUUAUAUUGCCUAGAGAUGCAAAAAUGCAUUCUAUUAUUUCAGAUUUAUGUUCAGUAUGGACAGAAAUUUCUCGCAUGUUCAAUUCAGAUACUUACCUAAAUGUUUACUCUAGUAUAUGGCUUGAAGAAAACACAGAAUGUAAUGCUCUAUGUAUAUCUGUUACUGACGGGAGGUUAGGCACUGCUUUCUGUAUGGUCAGGGUCAAAAGGAUCAGAUAGGUUCUGCUCCUAAUUUGGAAUCUUACAAAAUACAACCUGCACAUUCCUGCAGCAUGGUGCUUUGUGUCUGAACUUGUUUGUGGCAGAUCUUUCAACUAUUUUUAGCGCUGUUGAUCCAAAACACAAAUGGUUUUCAGUAAUAGAUAUGGCCAAUGGGUUUUGGUCAGUUCCGAUUUCUGUGGAAGUUCAAACUUGGUUUGCUUUUACAGUUCAAAGUCAACAGUUCACUUUUACUUGAUUACCACAAGGGCUUCACAAUUCCCCUACUAUAUAUCACCAGGCGUUAAAAAGAAAUUUGGAUCAAUUCAAAUCAACAUCUGCUAUUAUUCAGUAUAUGGAUGAUAUUCUGAACUGUUCGGAACAUUCAGAACUACAUGAAGCUGAUGUGAAACGUUUGUUUGAUUUUCUAUAUAUUAAAGUACAUAGAGCAAGUUUGAAAAAGGCACAGCUUUUUCAAUUGGAGGUUGUGUAUUUGGGACAAUGCUUAACUCAAGGCGAGCGUAAAAUCACUCCGGGUCGCACUGAGGCUAUUAAAGCUCAUCCGCAACCAAAAACAGUCCAAAAUUUUAGAUCCUUUCUAGGCCUAUGCAACUACUGCCGUAAAUGAAUAGAAGGGUAUGCAAAGAGGACACAACCUUUAACCAGAAUGCUUAAGGGUAAUCCCAGAGCACAAGAUGAUGUCACAUGGGACCUUGAGAGCCAAUCAGCAUUUCAAGAUCUAAAACAAGCUCUGUGUUCAGCACCAGCUUUAGGCACUCCUGACAGCAGAAAGCCUUUCAUCCUACAUAUGAAUGAACAUGGCUACAUGACUGCAGUCUUAAUUCAGGAAUGGGGAGAUCAAUUUAAACCUGUAGGCUAUUACUUGCAACAGCUAGAUGCAGCAGCUUAGAUUUGGGGGCCUUGUUUAUGAUCAGUACAAGCAGUCUACCUAGUGCUUCAAAGUGUCACACCUGUAGUGCUAGUUCAACAACUAAUUAUUCGUUGCCCACAUUCAGUACACGCUGUAAUUACAUUGGAACACAUGGCAAGGGUAACUUUUCCGCAAUGGACUAAAUGGUCAACUGCUUUAGAACUGUCAAAUAUUACUGUUGAAAAAGCUACUCUAUCAAAUCCAGCAACAUUGCUUGCACCCUCAGAUCCUUUGCCUGAUAAUCAUGAUUGUGUAGAAAUAGUGCAAGCUAUGAUAAUAGAUGAAUGCUUAGAUACGCUUCCCAUAACCAAUGCAGAAAUAACGCUGACGGGUCAUCUGUGGUGAUGGAUGGAGAACGAAAAGCAGGAUGGGCUGUAACCACAGACUUUGAAGGUUCCUUACCUCCAGGAACCUCGGCCCAACAAGCAAAAUUAAUAGCCUUGACUGAAGCAUGCAAAAUGGCUGAAGGAAAAACUGUUAACAUUUAUAUAGAUUCUAGAUAUGGCUUCUGUGUGGUACAUGACUUCCGAGCGGCAUGGCAACACAAAGGUUUCCUAACAGCAGCUAAAAUUCCAAUAAAGUAUGGCUAUGAGGUUGAAGAACUUCUUAAAGCUUUGCAGCUUCCUCAGCAGGUCGCUGUUCUAAAAAUAAAGGCCGAUGCUAAGACUGAUACUACAGAGGCUAAGGGAAAUGCUUUGGCAGAUGCAGCAUCAAAAUCUGCAACUACACAACCAUACAUUUCUUCUCAGUGCCAGUUACAAGUAAUAACUCAUCCCUCUCAGCUUGCUGAGAUACACUAUAUUGCCAAAAGUAUUCGCUCACCCAUCCAAAUAAUUGAAUUCAGGUGUUCCAAUCACUUCCAUGGCCACAGGUGUAUAAAAUGAAGCACCUAGGCAUGCAGACUGCUUCUACAAACAUUUGUGAAAGAAUGGGCCGCUCUCAGGAGCUCAGUGAAUUCCAGCGUGGUACUGUGAUAGGAUGCCACCUAUGCAACAAGUCCAGUCGUGAAAUUUGCUCGCUACUAAAUAUUCCACAGUCAACUGUCAGUGGUAUUAUAACAAAGUGGAAGCAAUUGGGAAUGACAGCAACUCAGCCACGAAGUGGUAGGCCACGUAAAAUGACAGAGCGUGGUCAGCGGAUGCUGAGGCGCAUAGUGCGCAGACGUUGCCAACUUUCUGCAGAGUCAAUCGCUGCAGACCUCCAAAGUUCAUGUGGCCUUCAGAUUAGCUCAAGAACAGUGCGUAGAAAGCUUCAUGGAAUGGGUUUCCAUGGCCGAGCAGCUGCAUCCAAGCCAUACAUCACCAAGUGUAAUGCAAAGCGUCGGAUGCAGUGGUGUAAAGCACGCUGCCACUGGACAAUAGAGCAGUGGAGACGUGUUCUCUGGAGUGAUGAAUCACGCUUCUCCAUCUGGCAAUCUGAUGGACGAGUCUGGGUUUGGCGGUUGCCAGGAGAACGGUAAUUGUCUGACUGCAUUGUGCCAACUGUGGAGGGGGGAUUAUGGUGUGGGGUUGUUUUUCAGGAGCUGGGCUUGGCCCCUUAGUUCCAGUGAAAGGAACUCUGAAUGCUUUAGCAUACCAAGAGAUUUUGGACAAUUCCAUGCUCCCAGCUUUGUGGGAACAGUUUGGGGAUGGCCCCUUCCUGUUCCAACAUGACUGCGCACCAGUGCACAAAUCAAGGUCCAUAAAGACAUGGAUGAGCGAGUUUGGUGUGGAAGAACUUGACUGGCCUGCACAGAGUCCUGACCUCAACCCGAUAGAGCACCUCUGGGAUGAAUUUGAGCGAAGACUGUGAGCCAGGCCUUCUCGUCCAACAUCAGUGUCUGACCUCACAAAUGCGCUUCUAGAAGAAUGGUCAAAAAUUCCCAUAAACACACUCCUAAACCUUGUGGAAAGCCUUCCCAGAAGAGUUGAAGCUGUUAUAGCUGCAAAGGGUGGGCCGACGUCAUAUUAAACCCUAUGGAUUAAGAAUGGGAUGUCACUUAAAUUCAUAUGCGUCUAAAGGCAGGUGAGCGAAUACUUUUGGCAAUAUAGUGUAUCUAAGAUGCAAGAUCAAUGCUCCAGAGAAGAGAAAUGGGAGUGGCCUGAAAAUGGUUGUUAACUAUCAGAUGGCAACAUAUGGAGAGUCAUCAAAACUGUGGAAUAAAUGGAACUAUGGGAAUUAUGAUCCAAACAAAAUCAAAAAUAAAUCAAAACUGUGUUAUAUUUUAGCAUCUUCAAAGUAGUCACCCUUUGCCUAGAAUUUGCAGACAUGUACUCUUGACAUUUUCUCAACCAACUUCUUGAGGUAUCACCCUGGGAUGCUUUUUAAACAGUAUCGAAGGAGUUCCCAUCUAUGUUGGGCACUUAUUGGCUGCUUUUCUUUAUUAUUUGGUUCAAGUCAUCAUUUUUUUUAUUAUUACAUUUUAGUUUUAUAAUGAAAUAAAUUAAUAUGGUGGCACAACUAUAUUUUUGUCUACAAAACUAAUUUCAAACAUUUAAGCAUAUGCCUUCAGAUCAAAAGAUUUUUAAGAUCAUGUGAAACAUUUCAGCCAAGUGUUUCAAAACUUUUGACCGGUAGUGUAAUUCCACGAUGGAGAAUACCACACAGUAUUAACUCAGAUCAAGGCACACACUUCACAGGGAAGGUCUGUCAAGAGGCAUGCAAGUUAUUAGGCAUGCAAUGGUAUUUUCACUGUCCAGGACAUCUGCAAUCCUCAGGCAUGGUUGAACGUGGCAGUUCUACUAUGAAAACUCGCCUGGCAAAAUAUAAUUCCUCCGGCACCCCCUGGAUGGAUGCUUUGCCUUUUGUCUUAUGUAGUAUGCGAGCCUCUGCUAACAAAGAAACUGGAUUAAGUCCUUUUGAAAUAAUCACCGGAAGGCCAAUGGCUUUACCAGGAACCCCUAAUUUAUCUACUGCAGAUGUACACAAUGUCAGACACACUGCUUUCAUACUGCUUGUCACUUACAAAAGCAGUGGCAACAGCCCAGCAUCAAGUUUUAAAUGUGUGGGGACCUCCUCCAGAGGGGGAACACAGCAUUGUGCCAGGACAGUUAGUGUAUGUUAAGAAAUAACAACAUGCAGGUUUAAAAUCUCAAUGGGAAGGUCCAUUUACGGUCCUUUUAGUCAAUUCAUCUGCAGUUAAAAUAAUGGGUAAACCUAGAUGGAGACACAUUAGUCAUUGUAAAAUUGCUACAAGGGCUGAGAGUGAACAGGGUGAAUCGCUGUAGACUGUCAUGUGAAGAACUAUAACUUUUAGUGGCAUGGGGGUCACCCUCAUGAUGAAGAUAGCGGGUGGGCUAUGGGAUAGCUUACACCAUAUCUACAGCUUAGUCUCCCUUGCUCUUCUCAGAACUUUUAAAAUCUUAGUAUAACAUCUCAAAUUCAUCUAAACCUUGAGAUAGCAUAUGACUUAAUAUAUAAUAAUUUCCUAGUAACUUGUAUGUAUCUUCUUUCUCCUUAUAGGUGACAUCCUAAAUCCUGGAUACACCUGAAGAUUGCACCAGUGAAAGAACUCACAAAAAUUCCCUCUAACAACAAAAACUGAUUAAUGUGAGAGUGGAGUGUUGAGAUCUUUUUAAAAUAUGGUUCAGCAUUUUAGGAUUCCCAGAUCUCAGUUCUUUAAGUAUUUACAGCUGCUCUGUACUAUUUUUGGGGGUAGUAGACACCCUCCUAAAGCAGCAGAUACUCUGGAAGUGGUGAUUACUGCAUUUGGAAAAGGCCAUGUGGCAUCAAUGUAUUACUCCCUGCUAAUUCAGAGUCUGGGAGAUGGAGCUUUAACUUUGCUCAUGAGAUUACGGGAGAAAGAUCUAAUCUUGGUAUUGGAGGAGGGAGUGUGGGCUAGGAUUCAAGUCUACAUCUAGAGAUGCAAGGGUGCGCCUUCUGCAAUUUAAGAUUUUACAUAGAUUCUAUUGGACCCCCUCUAGAUUGUAUAGCCUUGCCAAUAGCUUACAUCCACAUAAUGCUACGAAGUAUGCUCAUCAAAGCAAUUACUGGUGGAAAUUGUUAAAUCAUUCAUCAAACGUUAAUGGGGUUUCUAACUGCUGUGUGUGUGCUGAUGUUCCACAUUCAUCGGCUAAUCAAUUUAGAAUAAAACCUGUACCUGUAGGAAACAAUUGCACUUAUUGUGCAAGUGUAGUACUACAUGCUGCCUAUCACAUCGACUGUUUUCAGUUUUUAAGAAUCCUGAAAAAAACUAAUUCUAGCAAAAAUCAUUAUCAAGAAUGUUCAACCUUAUGUGAUAAGCACAAAGUACCGGAUAAAUCUUCUAAAUGUGAUGGAGCGUAUCCGCAGCCUAGCUCCAUGGUAUGGUACCAUAUACAAUGCUCAUACGAUUGACAAUAUUAGUAUGGAAUUAGAACAGUUUGCUAAUUUAACAAUUAAUGGUUUUUUGCUUAUGACACAAGAAAUGCAGAACAUCAGACUAGUAGCUCUUCAAAAUAGGGCAGCUUUAGACUACCUUUUAGCUAAAGAAGGUGGCUUUUGUGCAUUGAUGGGUGAUCAAUGUUGUAUGUAUAUUCCAGAUGUUCAACAAAACCUGACAGAUGUAUUAACCCAUAUGACAGCACUGAGAAAUUAAAUACAAGCUCUGAAUUCCAAUGUCAAACCUAAAGGGUUCAAUCUCAAAUGGUUAGAAAACAAGCUGAGUCCACAACUUUGGGAAAUUGGAAAAACAGUUAUAUUUUUACUAAUCUGUAUUAUUUGUUUUACAGUUAUUUUUAAAUGCAUUGUAUUACUCUUCAUUAAUAUGCUCAAGAGAUGUUUUGGCCUAUGUCAAAUUGCAACUAACUCAUCAAAUAUGGAUACUGUUAAGCGUGAUCUUUUGUUUACUUUGUAAUCUCAAAAUAUAUUAUUGAUAAGUGCUUAUACAAAGAAUGAAGGUUAUGACCUGUCUGCUUAGACAUGUAGAAGGAAAGAGUGUGGACUGGCCAUCCACCCCCUUUACUGAAUGAUUAUUAUGUUAUGAAUGUAUGCUUGCUUAAUUAAUCAUUUGGGCUUAACUCAUGAUUAAGAGGUGGGAAAUGAAGAAACACAAAAUGUAAUGCUCUAUGUAUAUCUGUUAAUGACAAGAGGUUAGGCAAAUUAGGUCAAAAGUGUCAGAUAGGGUUCUGCUCCUAUUUCGGAAGCUUCCAAAAUACAACCUGCACAUCCCUGCAGCAGGGUGCUUUGUGUCUUACCUUGUUUAUACAUUUGCUAAGAACAGAGUUGCAAAGGGAUGCAAAAACCUGUGUAUAUAAAGCACCUAUUCUUACUUAAACAUUAGAUGAAAACAACGGACAACAGACGAAGUCAACGACAUCGAAGACACAGAUAAACAUCUCUGUGUAUCACCAAGAAGAACUGUAUGCAAUCUGAUGAGCUCUAAUUAAAGCCGUUGAAGUCCAACUUCCAUCUCCCUCUCUUCUUCUGGAACACCUCAACCCUGGCUACUAAGAACGUAAGAAUCUGACAGGCUGAACCCCAAAUUGAGUUUUAACAAAACACAAGUUGCUACACCUUUAUGAAAACGGAGCUUCGAGAUCAUUUGAAAAUAUAACCCAGCAAUUUCAGAUUUCUAGGUCUCAAUUUUUCAGGUAUUUACAGUUGCACCAUCUACUUUGUUCUAUUUUUGGUGGUAGUACACAGCCUCCUAAAGCAGCAGACACCUCUGUAUGGUGCUCACAGCCUUUGGAAAGGGGCAUGAAGCAUCAGUGUAUUAUUCCUUGUUGAUUCAGUCUUGGUGACGGGGCCUUAACAUCUCUUAAGAGGUUAUGGGAAACAGAUUUUAACUUGGUAUUGGAAGAUGGAGAGUUGGAAAGUAUUUAAAAAACAUAUUAAAACUAUGUCUAGUGAUGCAAGGGUACACAUUCAGUUUAAGAUUUUGCAUCGUUUCUACUGGACUCCUUCUAGAUUGUUUAGGCUUGGCCUAAAAGACACACCUACCUGAUGGUGAUGUCAUUUGGAAGAUGGAGACAUAGGUGACAAAUAUACUAAAAGCUGGGUCCAAACUAGUUUAAUGAUUGGCAGACAGAUAAUUCUUAGCGGAUGGAAGUCAGUUGGUUCUCCCUCAUUUCAAGAAUGGUUCACCGAAUUGGGAAGGGUGGCGGCAUUUGAAAAGAUGUCAUAUAAACAGCUAGGCAAAAUAGACACAUAUGGAAAGAAAUGGGACAGGUAUAUGGCCUUUCUGGAGGGCUCUCAGAGAGGACCAUGUGGAGAGAAACAGAAUGGUGGUGGUAAUUGUAAAUUCUAUUCUUUGUGGAAUUCUUUCUUUUCUCUGUUUGUUGAUUUUUAUAUUGUUUUAUGUUCUCAAAUAUUUUCUUUUGUUUGUUUGCUUAUAUGUGUGCAUGGUGUAAUUUAUGCUUUGACCACAUGGCUAUUUGUUGAG